Triplophysa dalaica is the source of this 759-nucleotide messenger RNA. RefSeq names its product barttin CLCNK type accessory subunit beta (gene bsnd). Gene Ontology annotation, cellular component: basolateral plasma membrane. Gene Ontology annotation, molecular function: chloride channel regulator activity. The transcript is spliced from 3 exons. Gene Ontology annotation, biological process: chloride transport. Bases 88 to 621 code for a protein of 177 amino acids. Lineage: Eukaryota; Metazoa; Chordata; Actinopteri; Cypriniformes; Nemacheilidae. The record is from RefSeq and is a predicted model, not a curated record.
CUUCCUUUAGAAGAAGACCUUCACCUCUAAAGGAACAGCCUUAAAGCUCCAGACUUGCACAGGUGUUGAACCUCCGAGUCUACGUCCAUGGCCGAGAACCAGCCGUACCGCUAUGGGCUCAUCGUUUUGGGGAUGGCCCUGGUGGCGUUGGGUAUGUUCAUGAUUUCUGUAGAGGAGCCACAGGUUUUUGCCACAUUCUGUGCUAUGGGAGUACUGCUGAUGGGAAUAGGAACAAUUUGGUCGCUGUGUCAGUGUUACCCCAAGGUGACUCUCAUACUACCGGAGAAGGAAGUGCUCUGUGCAGCUGAAAGACAAGAUCCAUGUGCUGUUGAAAGCUUGGAUGAAAAAAGUUCAACAGAACAAGUAAAAGCUCCCCUGGCUGGAUUCUGUGAUGUUGAAAAAGUAGAUAUAUCCGCAGAUCCACAACUGCAAACAGAAGAUAAAAACCAACACCGUGCUAUUGUUCCUCACCCAUCUCAAAGGUCUUCAGACAGAACCCUGGCCUCCUCCAGCACUCCACUGCCAGAGAGCCGAACUUUUGGACCUGCUGGCACUGACAGAGAGAUGUAUUAUGGGAAAGUGGAUGAUUCAUGUUAUACAUCUGAUCUGGACAGUGAAUAGUUGACAUGUUCCACAAAUAUGCUACAAAAUUUGGGGGUUUUAUUUUUUUCAGUAUAUAGUCAGUGAAGGAAGGUGCUUUGACCUCAAGAAAAUGUUUUUCGUCAUCCUCAGGAGGUCAAAAUAAAAGAAGCAGUUUUA